AUGAUAAUAUUUGCACUUCUCCUCUACGGACUGAUUGUCCUCGUAUACUUCGCCUAUCACUUAACAAUGAUGCUCUUCAAGCCCCUGUACUUGCUUAUUCGAGGAAUGCACCUCAUCAUGACCUUCGCAAUUCGAUCACUAGGGUGCACCAUUAACAGUGCCCUUCCAAGACUUGGUCAAAAACCUAAGAUCACGGACCGUAUUUCCGCAGCGCUCGCAAUAGUAACUCUGCUCGGGACUAACAUUAGCUAUAUUUAUGCAUGCCAACACGUCAACAUCCUAGAAUAUCGUUCUACUAUCUGCACCUUCAACAAUGAAAGGGAAACAUGCUCUGUGACUCUUUCAGAGAUACUGAAAAUCAACACUCUAAAACAAGAAGCUUGUUUGCGCCUAACAAAGAACUCCACCUCAAUCGCUAAUAUCAAAAUAAAAUGGAAAGGAUUAUAUCUGCAUUGUGACCGCGAAACAUUGUACGCUACUCGCACGGUUCAGUUGAAGGUCCAUGAUAGCAAACGCUGCGCACACAUGGGGUCUUGCACAGGAGGCAAAUGUGCUCAAAUCAACAGCUCAAGCUUAAUUCCAGAGCUAGAACCAGCGAAUCAUUAUCCAGGAAGAACGGGCUGCUUUGAAUCUUGCGGUGGACCAGGGUGUGAUUGCUUUUAUCUCAGCUCCGGUUGCCUAUUCUACAGGAUUUACGCUGUACCACAACAUUCAAAAAUAUACGAAUUAUUUCGAUGCAUGCGAUGGACAGAAGAAAUCAAACUUGAGGUUACCGUCGAAAAUAUCAUCUCAAGCACCCGCAUACGAUAUGUCGUUCCCGCCUCUCCGAACUUGCCGGUAUAUACUCCACCUUUGCAUAUUACAAUGACUUCUGUUACGCUACCACCAACACCUUCACUGGCAACAAAGUUUAUUACAGAUGGUAUAGACACAGCUAUAUGGGACGACGACUCAGAACUUCCGCUUCACUGUCAAACCCGAUCAAAAGCCAGGAACCUCAAUUGUACUCUCCAGGAAAACUGUAAAUGCGCUCCAGCGGAAUCAACUGUCAACUGCGAAUGUGAAGAGACAGACAUUGACGAUAAGUUUCAUCAAAUCGAUAAGAAGUUGCCCGUGAAAACCGCAUCAUGGGAACUCAGACAGAAGAAAAAUUCAGUAUCCGCCAAAAUCUCUCAUAUGGUCACCGCCGAAUUCAUCAUCGAACUGAACAACACUUACGACAUGGCAGUACUGGAAGUUACAAAUCGAGAAUGUUUCGUAGAAAGUACCUCAACACUCGAAGGGUGUUACAACUGUCGUAAAGGAGCCGUAGCCAAAAUACAGUGCUAUUCAGAAAAGAAAACCCUUGGAGAG
Cylicostephanus goldi is the source of this 1353-nucleotide messenger RNA. The record is from the annotation of a GenBank genome assembly. Lineage: Eukaryota; Metazoa; Nematoda; Chromadorea; Rhabditida; Strongylidae.